Molecule: messenger RNA, 504 nt
Organism: Trypanosoma rangeli
Lineage: Eukaryota; Euglenozoa; Kinetoplastea; Trypanosomatida; Trypanosomatidae
Product: RNA-binding protein UBP-2
Exons: 1
Coding region: 1-504 (167 amino acids)
Molecular function (GO): RNA binding
Source: RefSeq, a predicted model, not a curated record
AUGUCUCAACAAAUGCAAUACUACGCUCCUCAGCAACAACCACAGCAAGCAGCAGCGGCGCAGAUGAACCCGGAACCCGAUGUGCUGCGCAACCUCAUGGUGAACUACAUUCCCACGACGGUGGACGAGGUGCAGCUGCGUCAGCUGUUUGAACGCUACGGCCCCAUUGAGUCGGUCAAGAUUGUCUGUGAUCGUGAGACACGCCAGAGUCGUGGCUAUGGAUUUGUGAAGUUUCAGAGUGCUUCAAGUGCCCAACAGGCCAUCGCUGCAUUGAACGGCUUCAGCAUUCUCAAUAAGAGGUUGAAGGUAGCUUUGGCGGCGAGUGGCCAUCAACGGAACCGUAACGGUGCCAGCGCUGGGUUUGGAGCCUAUGGUGGGUAUGGCACAUAUGGCGGCUACGGCGCCUACCCUUCCGCUACGAACCCCUACGCGCAGCAGCAGAUGAUGGCAAUGCAAAACCCGUAUAUGAUUACACAGUCUGUGCCGUCUAUGUCCCGUUCUUAG